AUGUCAUCCACUACCCAGAAAACUAGCAAUAUUUGCCUCAACUGCUUUGUUCGUGACGAGACUGUGGAAGAUAUUUUCCCUAUAGUAAUUGAUAGGAAAUUGACCGCCAAUAACCUGGAAGCUACGAUCAAAAGUGCCCGGCAAGAUUUACAAGAAAUAAAGAUUGAUCUAUAUAGAAAAGAUUUCGCUCAGGACAAUCCUGCUUUGGUCUCUACUGUAAAUAGCUCUAAAGAAAGACAGGGGGUAUUAAUUGAUCCGCAAAAAAAAAUUUCUCAAUAUUUUUCCGAAGCUGAUGCUCUUCCAGUUUAUCUCCCGGUAGAUGGAAAAAAGGGUCCUGUUAACAUCAUCAUAUACCCUGAGGUAGUGUUGAAAAAAGAACCCGAUGAUAUUGGGCUCUAG
This is a messenger RNA of Rhizophagus irregularis DAOM 181602=DAOM 197198, 399 nucleotides long. RefSeq lists its product as uncharacterized. Lineage: Eukaryota; Fungi; Glomeromycota; Glomeromycetes; Glomerales; Glomeraceae. The record is from RefSeq and is a predicted model, not a curated record.